CCAUUGGUGUGCGCUCAGGAUUCAGCAUUUGGUCCUGGAAAUUCACACAGUCAUUUAACAAGAGCUCCUGUUUUCGGCUCUGCUGUUUUGUGCAUUUGUUUUUCUAACAGAUGUGCCCGCCACAAAGCUGUCACAUUUGAAAAAAGGAUGAAGUGACGGAGUCAGGAUUCAUCACAACCUGAUUCAUUCUAUAGUCUGAUGAAAUAAUUAUGGAACAAUAAGAACAUGUCUUUUGAUUGAUUGCAACCGCCUCCACUCACCCUCGUGUUCCAAGUGUGAAGGAGAAACUAUGGUGGUUGUGCAAAGCAUGGAAAAUGUGAAAUGCCCUCUCUUGAGCAGUCCUGUUUCUACAGUUGCCCAGAAAAAGACAAGCUAAACACUGGCUUGUGUCCACUGUGUUUUUUUCCUUCACACUAGAAAAGACAGAACACAAUAUUUUAGGUCUCAACAAUACACACAUUAUAUUUAGUGAGAAAGACUUGCAUGUAAUACUACACUGUUUCUCCUCCGCAGGAUGCCUCAAAGUUUUACAGCACCUAUGAUUAAAAAUAUUCUAAGAGUAACUGAGCACCAGCCUGAAAAACAUCAUUUCAAUGCCUUCUUUAAAAAUUUUGAAAUUAGUUUUUAUCGCCGUUGCAUCUGUAACCACAGUGAUGUACUGACACAUGCUCGAGUAAACUUGUAAGUCACUGCAGCAAGGUGAGAAAAUAAACCACUGGAGGUCAACGAAAACAGGAAUUUCAGCUGGUGUUUAUUUGCUCUGUUUCUCUUUAAGUAGAUUAUAUGUUCUUACAGUGUUUAUCCUGUUCAUUUUGAAACAUGCAGUGAUCGAGAACUUUUUUAUAUUACAGAGCAUCUGACAUUUAAUGAAUCUUUGGAGACACAUGCCCACAAUUCUCAGUGUACUCAACAUGGGCAAAUAAUUUACAUCCAGCGAUCACUCUUCUCCACGGGAUCAAACCUGGCAGCGAUGCAGGUUGGUCAUCAGGUGACCAUCAGCACCUCUCUCCAGAUCCCUCCCCAGCCUGAGACUGCUGUACACAGAAACCGACACCCAAUCCUGCUGGACUCAGUCCACCCCAUCCUGUUCCAGGCCAUCAUCAAUCCCAAGCGGGGUAUGGAGGGAUCCCCCCAGACACCGCAGCCCCCGAGGAGCUGCAGCUCACCUGGACCUGGUGGGAAGUCAUGCUGGAGCUUGGAUUUCAGGGUGGCUGUGCUUCUGAUGACUCUGGCUGGAGCUAUAAUCCUGCUGCUGCUGUACAGGCUCUUACAGCUGAGACACAGGCUGAAGUUGGCUAGGGCGAGGCACGCUCUGGAGUAUUAUAGCUUCUUCCACACCUCCACCUACACACUCAAACACCCUACACCGUGUCAGGAACUUCCAACCAAGAAUGGGACGGUCCCUGAAGCUACACCACCUCUCCAAACCGUAACCGCAGUGACACCCGCCGUCGUCAUCACCCCACUUCCACCGCCAGCGGUGACUUCUCCACCCCCACUGCCGCUCCCCCCACCCCCUGUGCUACCUCCACCGCCGAUUAACACUCCACCUGCUCUCCCUCCAACACCUUCCGUCCUGGCCUUCCCGCUCCCCCUUCCUGUGAUCCACACCACCCCGCCCAGCCCUCACCUGUCAUGGGGCGCCUGCUCAGACGCAGAUGUGUACUCUCGGAUCGGAGCUUUCAGGCCCUCCAGGCUCUCCAGCCUCUCCAAUCAUUCCAAAGUCAUUCUGUUUGAGCACUCAUCUCUCUGAUGUCUGAUGCAGAGACGUCCGUGUUUGAGAAGACUCUAGUGAUUACUAAAUAACGUGUUCUGAUGGACUGAUAAGUGUCUGGGGAUGAGUAGGUAUAUACUGCAUGUAUACUGUGUACAUGCAAGGCAUCAACAAGUUCAAAUAACCUACUUUCAGGGCUCUUCAAAGACUUAUGUGAGGCACCAAAUUGAUUUAUCUGCUAUCCUUUAAAAUGUACCAGACUGGGCGCCAGACCUGUGAUUAUGUUUUGAUCCAGAGUGGGGUUGUCUCUUAAUUCAGACCGGUGGACAGUAGAAGUGUUUCUUCCCUGAGGAACCUUUCUACGGCUUCUUUUGGGCAUAAAGAAAUUUGUGAAACUUGAAGAAAGACUCAUUUCGGUUUGUCGUGUCCCUCACAACCUGUUAAGUUUUCAUCAUUCAGAGCCUCGAAAGGAUCAUGUUCAUAGUUUUGUUGUGAUAAAUCUGAAUAUAUAUAGUGGAAUUUGUCUGUUGGUAUUGAAAUUUUCAGAUGCACUGUAAAUACGAAAAAGUUGGGAAAACAUCAGUCUUUGAUGAAUAUUUGGAUUGUAGACAGUUUAAGUUCAAAUUCGCCUUUGAAUUUUACGUUGACUUAACUGAACUUUGACAAACUCAUAUGAAGUUCACACAGCAAUACUUUUGUUACCUUGACUGCUGCUUUUUUUUUGCUAAGCUAACCAUCUGCUGGCUGUAGUGUUUAUAUAUAUGUGUGUGUGUGUGUGUGUGUGUGUGUGUGUGUGUGUUAUAUUUAUACUGUCAAACUGCUAAAAGCUGCAAGACUGAACUCAUGAAUAGAACUUGAUGUGAGAAUAAAAUGAUUAAAGUUCAUAUUACAAUGAGUUAAAAAAUAAAUUUGAGCUGAUUAAAUAAAGUGGUCAUGGGAUUUCACAGGGCAUUACCAGCAAAGUCUGAUGGUGUGUGGUUUAUCUGCAACAAAAAACACAAGUUAACGGAGCUUGUUGCUGCACUGCUUUCAAAAAUGUAACUGAAAGUCAUUUGUGGAUAUAGAUAACAAGACAAAUUUGGUUUGAUUUUUGUAUAUCAGGAUAAUUUAGAUUUCUAAUAUUUAAUGUCUUCAUUUUUACAGUGUUUUUGUUGUAGCGGGGACCCAUUGUUUCUCCAGAAGGGAGGCAUUUCCUGAGCUGGUUUUCCUUGACAGGGUCCCUCCCUGUGUUUCCUCUGCCUCUCUCUGUAUUAAACUUACUUUGCAUUUUGUUAA
This is a messenger RNA of Larimichthys crocea (large yellow croaker), 2989 nucleotides long. Its product is annotated as proline-rich receptor-like protein kinase PERK1. Bases 971 to 1753 code for a protein of 260 amino acids. NCBI's taxonomy places the organism in Eukaryota, Metazoa, Chordata, Actinopteri, Sciaenidae. The transcript is spliced from 4 exons. The record is from RefSeq and is a predicted model, not a curated record.